CGUAGGUGAGCAGACGCGGGUAGUCACUAUAUAGGCACUGAUUCUUGCUGGUGACCCACGCAACUUCUACAGCGGUCGCUGCAACAACCACGCCACCUCCUACCGUUAUCUUUGGUCAGGUGAUCGCGAACAAACGCCCGCAUUAGUGAAUCUUCGGCGCCUGUGGGCCUUGCCUCUCCGCCGCUGCCAUGUCUGGUCCUGAACAGCGAGCUCUGCAUCGAGUGUACGGAUCGGUCAGCGGCGUCAACUGGCGCCCGACGCGGUUCGUCGACGAGCUGGUGCUGACUCGUUACGCCUGCAGCGUGUGCGCCGUGAUUCCAAGCACGACGUUCGUGUUGCCCUGUUGUCACGCACUGUGUGGUCAGUGCCUGGCAGGUAGCGUCGCCCAAGAUGGCGGAAGCGUCUGUCCUCUGGACGGAGAACUCUUCUGCGAGGACGAGUGCCAGAAAUGUCAGCUUCCGGAGAGGAAGAAGCGGAACCUGAAGGCUCACUGCUGGAACGAACGCCACGGCUGCGAUUUCGUCGGUCCCCUGGCGGUGCUCCUGGAACACUUCGAGGCAGAGUGCGGCUUCCACACUUCUCCGUGUCAACGUUGCGGCGAGGAUAUUCCGAACGCUAAGCUAGCAGCGCACCACAUCGGCGGGUGCGGUGCAGGCAGCUUCUCAUCUGCGUUGCUCGCCGAGUCCUCGCAUCGAGCUCAAGCAAAGCCACCUAGAAAAGGCGCUGCCGGUGACGUCACUGCGACAGCGCACGGUAUCGAGGGCCACACAGGGAACCCCUACGAAGACGAAAUCCCGGCGCUUCAGAGCCAAGUGAACGAACUCACGGAGGCAGCAAGAGCCCAGAGCGCUCAGCUUCAAGACUUAAACGCCACACUAGCGGUUAGCCUCGAGGCUCUCAACGCCGCCGUGUUCGCAGCCGCCGAGAAAUUAACGGACGCUAUCGCCGAAGCUUCGCAGCUGCUGGAACACGUCCGCGCUUCGAGAGAGGAGGAAAGUUCUCGGUCACAUGAGGAUGAGGCGAGUGCAAGCGACUCAAGCGACUCAGACGUGUUUGACGCUUCGCUGUCCUUUCCUUGGGGUUUGAGAAUCGAGCGUCCUUCCUUUCCUUAGAUCACUAUCAUCACUCAGACGUGCGGGCGUCACUGCAAGGCGAGGCGACGGAUAUCCUUCGAAGUUUGGUAGUUCUCGCUGCCCAGUCUCUCUGGUGCCACGAACGCUCACUCCAAGCGCACAAUGGUAGAGUGCGCAUACCGGCACUUCAUAUUUCGAUGGAGUCUCAAAGUGAGACACCCACGCGUUCGGAUAGUCGCACGCCUCGCUGUGAAAACGGGAAGGAAAUAGUUUACUCGGUGGUUAUAGUGGGUGCCUCGAAGCUCUACGAGUAUGGCAACCCUACCUUGAUUGCUCGGUUUCGUAACCGACGCGCAUGGUGCAGUGUGACUUUUGGCGAACUACGUGGUUGUGUACGUUCAUGGACGCUGAGGUUAAAUUGGAACACGUGUUCAGCUGGCAGCUCUUUACUGCACGUUGUUUCUGUAGAACCGACAAUAUUGCAGAGUUCAUAUGGUUUCUCAGUGCCACACGCAACUUACGACCCGUGGUAGCAAUGUUUCUUUAUUGGUACCUUUGAUACUAAAAGCCACACUCAGCCCUUGUUUGACUUUCGAAUCAUCAUGCACGACUGUGAGUGACGGCGCCCAACUAAACCCGUCACGUGUAGCGGCUUUUGUCGAAGUCCAGCUGUCCCACGAGAGCCUCUAAACCAACUCUGAUAAACUGACGUUGGCGCAGAUAUCAAUGUCUCACUUUUUGAAUGAAGAUUACUUUGUGGCAGUCUUUUCAUAUCGAAAAAUGUUCUUAUAGCCAAGACAACCCGCCGUUAAAGCUACCAACUAUGCCGUUUCCUUUUCACACACUGGAAAUAAGUUUAUCUCAGUCAACCAUUAUGGAAUGCCGUUGUAGUUGCAUCCAUUUAUUUACACAGAAACGCUUUAAAGGGGGCCUUCCAUAGCUGUUUUAACGUGGUGGUGAAGGCUGCCACCGCACUGCAGCGUGUUCAGCAUUAAGCCUCAGUGAUUAAACAUAUAGAUUAUUCUGCUUUGACGUGCAAAUCUGCACAAAUAUAACGUCAGUGAGGUAAACCAUAGAACACCAAGGCUAUCUCACUCGAGGCAGUGUUCGAACACACAGUCAAACGCUACAUUUUGCCGCGGAUAUCUCUGUAGUGCUGCCUUUCCAAUAACCUUGUUGACGAGGAAGAAGGCUCUGUUCUCGCCAAGAGCGACAAAGGCGUCGCUACUGACAGCGAGUGAAUUGCGAAAGCACUCGUACGUUCACUGUAUCUUGCGAUUCAUAGUGACGAUAAAUAAAGCGUGCUGCAGGUA
Messenger RNA from Dermacentor andersoni, 2386 nucleotides. RefSeq lists its product as uncharacterized. NCBI's taxonomy places the organism in Eukaryota, Metazoa, Arthropoda, Arachnida, Ixodida, Ixodidae. The record is from RefSeq and is a predicted model, not a curated record.